UUAAGUUUAGAUGCUUCGAGUUGUUUCAUUGCACACACAGGGGUUGCGUAGGAUAGUAAAUAACUUGUAUUAUUUGUGACAUUCAUUACGAAUAAAACAAAGGAAUUUUCUUCCUUCUGCUGUGAUAGACACUACUUCUAGAGAACUACAUGUUAUAGUCUUGCCAAGAAAAAAUAGUUCUUUCUCUCUGUAGCGUAGCUUGGAACAAUUCUGAUUCUGCUGAGUUGCUGUUUCGCUAGUUAAAUACAAAAUGCCGACAGCCGAAGGACUUGCUCCAGAAAUCAAGGAUUGUGACGAUGGGUCCAUUAUCGUACAAUAUAAGCCAUCCAAAAGUGGAACCCAUGAGGUACAGAUGUCAUACGAGGGUUCUGCAACCGAGGGAAGUCCAUUUUCAUGCGUUGUCGACGAAAUUGGCGGUGCAUACGUCACCGCCUUUGGUGCUGGUCUCGUUGGUGGCAUGAGUGGACAAAUGCAAAGUUUUACAAUCACAGCAAAAAAAGGAACACUUGGGGACAUAGACAUCCAAAUUGAUGGACCAACAAAAACUGAUUAUAAGCGACAAGACCGUGGGGAUCGAUGUGACGUCACUUUUAUGCCAAUGACACCAGGGGCAUACAAUAUUAACAUUAAAUAUAAAAGCAAAGUAAUUAAGGGAUCGCCCUUUGUAUCCAAAGUUUCAGGUGAAGGCCGUAAGAGAUCACAAAUUUCCUUAGGAAAUGCUAGUGAAUAUGCAUUGAAUGUCAUGGAACCAGAUAUAGUCGAUCUAGUAGGGUCAAUUAAAGGUCCAAAGGGAGGUUUCGAACCUUGUAUCCUGAAGAAAUCUAAAGAUGGACAUUUAUGUAUAUCGUCGUUUUCUCCAAAAGAAGCUGGUGAUUAUCGUGUCCAGGUCUAUAGAGAUGAGAAAAACAUAAAAGGAAGUCCAUUUGCAGUGACGGUAAACGAUAAUGAACUCGCUCAUGCAAGCAAGGUCAAGAUCAGCGGGGCAACAGAAAAGGCGAUAGCAAACGAGUCAAAUGUUUUAAACAUCGAUGUGUCAGAAGCAGGAUAUGGAGGAAUCACUGUAGUGAUUGAAGGUCCUCACAGAUCAGAAAUUGAUUACGAAGAAACCGGAAACCGCACUUUCAAGUGCACUUACAGUCCACAUGAACCAGGAAUAUACAUCCUUAACGUUAGAUUUGCUGAUGAACACAUCAAAGGAAGUCCAUUCCUAUUGAAUGUUGGUGGUGAACCCUCUGGUCGUCUCAGAGAAACAAUCGAAAAAGAAAUGGUCCAAGCAGAGCCGGUAAAGAAAGGAACUAAAUGUGAAUUCCUAUUGAAAAUUCCAGGAACAAAUCCAUUCGACAUGGAGGCUUCAGUGACCGAUCCAGCUGGAACAACUGAGUUGUGUGAAAUUAUGGAUGAAGAUGACUUCCACUACAGAUUGAACUUCACACCACACAAAGAUGGACUUCAUACGCUUAGUAUCAAGCACAAAGCUCUUCAUAUUUCAGGCUCUCCAUUCCAGUAUUCUGUUGGGCAGCUUUCCUCUGGUGGAUACCAUAAAGUACAAGUAGGCGGACCUGGAGUAGAGAAAGGAGAAGUUAAAAAAGAAAAUCACUUUAACAUCUACACAAGAGAAGCAGGUGCAGGCCAUAUGUCAUGUGCUAUUGAAGGUCCUUCAACUCCAAAAAUGUUUUUGGAGCAGAGACCCAAUGGAUUUUUAGGUUUAUCAUAUAAAGUUGAAAAACCAGGAAUGUAUGGUAUACACGUUAAAUUCAAUGACGAGCACAUACCAAAUUCACCUUUCAUGGUCAACAUAGCUCCAGACAGUGGCUUGGCAAGAACUGUCACAGUCCACGCUUUGAAAGACAGAGGACUCGCGGUUGACAAGGCAACCACAUUUACAGUUUCAUACAAUGGUGCAAAGGGCCGUUUACACGCAUAUUUACGAACCCCAUCUGGCGGUCAUGAGGACUGUUUCGUACAAGAAAUGGAUGACGGAAUAUACGCAAUUAGAUAUAUUCCAAAGGAAAAUGGGGUUCACUAUAUUGACAUAAAACUAGAUGAUCACCAUAUUCCUGACAGUCCUUUUGCCGUCAUGGUGGGUUCAGCUGCAGCUGAUCCAGCUAUGGUCUGUGCCAAUGGUGAAGGUCUUGAAAGUGGAAAGACUGGUGCGAAGAACAAAUUUACGGUCAGAACGGCUGGAGCAGGAUCAGGUUUCCUAGCUCUCACCAUUGACGGUCCAUCCAAGGUGGCUCUGAGCUGUAAAGAAGUGGACGAUGGUUAUGAGUUCAGCUACACUCCAUUUUCUCCAGGAAAAUACCUCAUUUCUAUUAAAUAUGGAAAUAUCAAUAUAGCCGGAAGUCCAUAUGUUUCUGAAAUCACAGCUACUCCUGGUAGUGGACGAAAGGCAUCUCCGGUGAAUGAACAGAGUACCAUGGUUGUUGAAACAGUCGAGAAACAACCUGGUCAAAAAUCACUAGCAAGAUUCAAAGGUGACGCAGGACGAGUUGUUGUUCGUGGUCCAGGACUCAAAAAGGCAGUUCCUGGCCGUCUACAAAGUUUUACCGUUGAUGUAAAGGACGCUGGAGCAGCAAUGCUCAUGGUUGGAAUGAUUGCACCAAGUGGAAUUGCAGAACCCGAGCUGUUGGUCAAGAAAAACACAAAAACUGAAUUCACUGUCAGUUUCAAAGUACAGGAGGUUGGAGACCAUACAUUAGUUGUAAAAUACGGAGAUGAAGAUAUUCCAGGCAGCCCAUUUAUUCUUCAUGCAGGAUAAACACAUUCAAAUCUCUAUACAAACAUUUGUUGCUUUUUCAAAUUUUCAAGUUGUAAUUAUAUAAAAUUUACGAUAUUUAUAAUUUACCAAUUGACAAAGACAAUCUUGAGAAUGUUAGGGUAUGGAAGUAUUUUUUAUGAAAUUGUACAUGGAAAAUCUUUUAUAUUCGAAAGAGUAAACUUACUGUAUGAAUAUUUAUAUUUCUUUCCUUCCCUAGGCUAGUCCCUAAUUUGUCAUGACAUUAGAAUUUAAUAGUUUAAAUGUUUUAUGUAAAAAUAUAACUAAAGCUAACUUGCAUUAUAUUUUUGUUUAUAAUGCAUCACUUAGUGGACGUUAUUAAAAUAUGUGAUAUGAAUUUUCCACAUUUCAAUAUAAACUUUCCCUUGUGAUAGUAUGGAAUAUAUGUUGGCAACUGACUCAGAUUUGAGUACAAGGAUUGUUGUACUAUUUACACGAAUAAAUGUUUACAUCACCAUAUAA
Mytilus californianus (California mussel) is the source of this 3238-nucleotide messenger RNA. Its product is annotated as filamin-A-like. The record is from RefSeq and is a predicted model, not a curated record. Gene Ontology annotation, biological process: actin cytoskeleton organization. Gene Ontology annotation, molecular function: actin filament binding. The transcript has 17 exons. NCBI's taxonomy places the organism in Eukaryota, Metazoa, Mollusca, Bivalvia, Mytilida, Mytilidae. Bases 251 to 2758 code for a protein of 835 amino acids.